UAUCUUCUACUUCUAUCAUCUCUAUUUAGUGUAUGUUUGUAAUGUUUUGGUAGUAACGUUUUGUGACGUUCCGCAUAUCAUUCAUUUUCCUAAAUUAUGGAACUGUCGAAUUUGCUGCAUUUCUACAUAGCUUUGCUCAGAAGACUUUUAAUUCCUUUAAUAUUUUUCAGAUUGCCCUUUUGCACAGAAUCCCUGUAAAUUGACAAUGACCGUAUUGGGCCUAGAAAGAAUUCUUUUAAGGAAUUUCUCUGUAUGGGAACCUUUCUUUCUAAAAGACACUAAAGUUGUUGUGGACGCUAAUGACUUAGUUGGUUUUCUACAUGAUACAUGUCAGACAGAAUCAUAUGGUGGUGAAAAUCUUUCAUUUUACAUGAAUGUACGUUCGUUCCUCUCGAAUUUGAAGUGUUCAAAUGUGGAGCCGUACUUUUUGUUGAGGGGUUGCUGUGACAUGAAAGUAAGAGAUUUUUGGAUUGUAAAGUAGAAUAUAAAAAAAGAAGAGAAUCUAACUUUAUAUCAGAAAUUGCUACAGCUUUAAAAUUAAAUGCUCCAGAUAAAAUUCCCAAUCGACAAAUUUUUUCAUCUCUUGACAUAUUUAUUGAUGCUGUAAAUGAAUUCCAAUGGAAAUGUAUAAGAGUAAAAUCUCUUUCUACGACUAUUUGUACCGCUGUUGCGACAAUUUUACGAUGCCCAAUUAUUGGUUUAUCAUCUGAUUAUUAUAUUCUCAUGUUAAAAAGCCAAAAUAUUCUUAAUAAUUCAAUUUUUCAACCACAUUCACGUCCAACAUUCUUAACACUUCGUUUAGCUAAUAUAAAUUUGAGUUUGUUGAAUAGUUCAACCGAAUGUAAUGUUGAGAAACCGAUACUUUUUCAUAGAUUUAUUCCUCAACUUUCUAUUUUGAUGAAAUGUUCAGAUUUCCAUUUGCCUCUUUUGGCUGUUUUAUUUGGUACAGAUGUUGUUCCUCAUGUAAAACUUCCACUAAGAUUACAAGAAAAAUUGCAAGCAAAUAACUCAUCAUUGGAUCACAAAGAACACCGAUUAUCUGUACUCCUUGAAUGGUUUUCACAGUUCCAACCAAAUUCCAUUGAACCAUUAGAAGAUGUUAUUAACUGUUAUCCAUUUAAACAGCGCACUUCUAUGAUAAACAGUAUAGUACAUGGCAUUUCUAAUUUUAUUUGCCCUCUCGAAGAAACUAAAGAUGUUAUGAGUUUAUUGAAUGAUAAAAGUUAUUCUGAUAUUUCAAGAAAUACGUUUACAACGACCAAAUCAACAUUAAGAUCCAAUAAUAGUUUUAAAGAUGUGAUUGAUUCACUACAAGGUACCAAUGUAGUAUAUUUAUGGCAUGAAGACUAUACCAAAGGAUGGCCUCCUCGUCUUCUUGAUAAUUUCAGAAAAGGGAAAGUAUAUCCAAUAUCAUCCAUCUAUUCAACUGGAGGUGCUUUUCGUAGAGCUGCAGUAGAAGAUCCAAAGUGUCCAUUUUCUGUCUACGAAUCAUCUUUCUUAAUUCGAAGAUUACAUUAUCAAGUAUAUGUAUCACUGGAACGCAGUUUGGGUAUGGAAAAUAAACUCGUUGGUUUAAACCCUGAUGUUAUUGAAUAUGUGAGACGAAAUGAUAAAUUAGUGAUGUAUAGAAUUCCAAUCAAGUCUAUUCCUUUAAGUUUCGGCAAAGUUAGCACGGAUGAAGUUAUUAAAGAUAAUCUGGGUUUUGUCACACUGUCGGAAAACAAUUUAAUCCCUAAUUUUCUCUAUAGUUUGGCAGUAGUUUUAGCAUAUUGGUUUCAACAAUUAAAAUAUACUUCUACUGAGAUUCCUUCUGUAUUUAGUGAAUCGUCUGUUGGACUUGCUGUAGCUGCUUGUGCUGUUGCUAAUAUAUACAACGAUGGCUCAUCAUCCAUCAGUGAAUUAUGUGAAUUCUAUAAUAAUUUAAGCAGGAUGCCUGAUCAGUCAUUAAUUUCAGGUAGUAUUUCCACUGCUUUCAGACCUGAUAUUGUACACAGCUUUAAUGCCAUACAAUUAACUUUUAAUAGUUUUAGAGAUCUCGUUACAACUCUCAACUGCCUUGUGUCGGAGAAUAGACAAUCAAAUCAUUUCGCUUUCUCACAAGUUUGGAUACUUUUUCCCUCCGGAAAUCUGGUACAUUUUUUAGCUACUCAAUUAGCUUCGUUAGACCCUUCUAACAGACGUUCUUCAGUUCUACGAGUAUGGCUUCCAAGACUUCUCUUUAUCAGAGAACGAAAUUACGAUGCAGCAUUAAAGUUGAAUAAAGUGGUAAAGACUCUAACCGCUUUUAUUGAUCUUUGUGAUAUGAUCAAAAUUAAUAUUCCAUCAUCCUUAGAUUCAUUUUACAGCAUUCAUGAAUUAGAAAGCACUUGUUUCCCCGAAACUAUGCCUACUGUUCCCAAACUAUAUAGCAGUAAUAACACAAAUCUAGUGAAUGAACGACCUCAUUCAUCAUUCAAUGUAAGAUUUUCUCUUGGUUAUCGAGAAAAAAGUGGAAACAUGACAAGCAACAGUAGGAUUCAUAAUAAACUUCCAGCUGAAAAUGGUAUGCAUAGUGCUCCAGUUCGUCAUCAUUCCUCUAAUAAUUUUCAUUCAAUCUCUAAGAAAAUUUAGAACAACAAUUCACAAGUCAUCUAGAAAUAUGAACUAAUCUUAUUCACCUAUAGCAAAAUAUAAUACAUUGGUUUCUAAUCAUCAAUAAAUACUCAUACUUUUCCAAUUUUCAUUUAUUUUUUAUUUAUGAGUUCAUUUGACUGCUAUCCUGAUUACCUUAUUUUUAUUUUUAAUUUAAAAUCUUAAUAUAUAAAUAUAAUUUUUCUCC
This is a messenger RNA of Schistosoma turkestanicum, 2818 nucleotides long. NCBI's taxonomy places the organism in Eukaryota, Metazoa, Platyhelminthes, Trematoda, Strigeidida, Schistosomatidae. The record is from the annotation of a GenBank genome assembly.